Epinephelus moara (kelp grouper) is the source of this 1820-nucleotide messenger RNA. Its product is annotated as homeobox protein Hox-A2a. NCBI's taxonomy places the organism in Eukaryota, Metazoa, Chordata, Actinopteri, Perciformes, Serranidae. Gene Ontology annotation, biological process: regulation of DNA-templated transcription. The record is from RefSeq and is a predicted model, not a curated record. Gene Ontology annotation, molecular function: DNA binding; DNA-binding transcription factor activity, RNA polymerase II-specific. Bases 377 to 1471 code for a protein of 364 amino acids. The transcript is spliced from 2 exons.
CUGGACUGGAGGGGCGAGAGGAGGAUAAACUGAGCGGACAAAGAUGUAAAUAAAAACAGUCGUCCCCCAGCUGAGCGAGGCGUUCUUCAUCAGAGUUUUUGGAUCAAUCAGGCAGACAGUGGCUCCUUUUGAUUAAACCCCAAAUUGUCAUUGGGCAGAGGUAAUCAUGUGACAGGCAAUUCGGUCCAAUUUCAACCUUGUCUCCAUGAAUUCAAUAGUUUAAUAGUAGCUCGGUCCCCAUACGGCCGUAAUCAGUGAUAUAGAAAAAAACACCACCAGGAGAUUUUUUUAAUGAUUUUUUCUUUCUCGUCCUCACUGAGCCGCAACAUUUAUAAAAAUACGCGUGCAAACUUUCCUCGGCUCUCAGGGAGCGGAGAUGAAUUACGAAUUCGAGCGAGAGAGCGGUUUUAUCAAUAGUCAGCCGUCGCUUGCUGAGUGCCUGACAUCUUUCCCCCCUGUCGCUGAUUCAUUUCAAAGUUCAUCAAUCAAGAGCUCGACGCUUUCACGCCCGACACUGAUUCCUCCUCCCUUUGAGCAGACCAUUCCCAGCCUGAAUCCGGGCAGCCAUCCGCGGCACGGCCGGCCCAGACACAGCCCCGACGGAUGCAGCCCGCUGCCCACCGCCUCCUUACCCCCGGAGUACCCCUGGAUGCGGGAGAAGAAAGCCUCCAAGAGGAACCACCUGCCGACCUCCACCGCUACCACCAUCUCCAAUGGACCCGUGUGCUUUUCUCCAAAAGGCUCGCCUGAGAUUGUGGAGAGCGGCGGAGGAGGAGGAGGAGGGGGCUCCCGUCGGCUGAGGACAGCGUACACCAACACACAGCUGCUGGAGCUGGAGAAGGAGUUCCACUUCAACAAGUAUCUGUGCCGGCCGAGGAGGGUGGAAAUAGCGGCCCUGCUGGACCUGACCGAGAGGCAGGUGAAAGUCUGGUUCCAGAACCGGCGCAUGAAGCACAAGCGGCAGACCCAGAGCAAGGAGAACCACAACGGGGAGGGGAAAGGGCCGGGCGCCGAGGACGGCAUCCAGAGCGACGAGGAGGACGAGGCCCCCCUGUACGAGCGGAGCGGGGCCCUGCUGGAGAGAGAUACCUGCUCCUUUCAGAACAACUCUCUAAGCUCCACUCAGCAGCUCCACAAUAGCGAGUCCAUGAGCUUUGCUGCUGCGCCGCUGAACAGCAAUGACAAAAAUCUGAAACAUUUUCCCAACCCGUCACCCACUGUUCCGGGCUGCAUGUCAACAAUGGGCCCAGGCUCGGCAUCUGGCCCGGACAAUGGCGACAGUCCCCCGGCCCUGGAUGUUUCUAUACACGAUUUUCAACCUUUCUCCUCGGAUUCCUGCCUACAGCUCUCCGAUGCAGCCUCGCCGAGCUUGUCAGAGUCUCUGGACAGCCCCGUGGACAUUUCUACGGACAGUUUCUAUUUUUUCUCGGAGUCUCUAACUACAAUCGACCUGCAGCAUCUGAACUAUUAACUGAAAUCAAUCACAAUACCUUUCUUUUUUCCCCCUCUCUCGGGACAAUUAAUAUCAGGCUACGAUGGUUUUAACUCUGAUGUUAUUUGUAUAUUCGGCACAUUUAUUCUGUUGAUAUUUGACUUGACGAUUAAUACAAGGUAAGGAUGAAAUGAAAUCACUGAAAUAGCUCUACUCUAAACGUGGCUUGUAAUUGCCAUAACAAAUUGAUCUCUUGGAAUGGAAAUUAUGAGUGUAUGUGAAUAGUUAUACAAUAUUAGGCCUAUGGAACCUGGUCGUUUUAUUUUUGUAUAGCUUCCAAUGUCUUGGAUAUUUUUGUUAGAAUACAAUUAACUUCCUACAAUCCUUU